This is a messenger RNA of Symsagittifera roscoffensis, 1910 nucleotides long. Its product is annotated as netrin-3-like. Gene Ontology annotation, biological process: animal organ morphogenesis; tissue development. The record is from RefSeq and is a predicted model, not a curated record. The transcript has a single exon. Bases 17 to 1846 code for a protein of 609 amino acids. Lineage: Eukaryota; Metazoa; Xenacoelomorpha; Acoela; Convolutidae.
AAUUACUUGUCUUGCAAUGAUCCCGAAAAUGCUUCAUUUAGCAAUUGUUGCAACUUUUUUGUGUGUAUUGAGCGUGCAAUCAACCACGCCUUGUUACAACGAGAAGAAUGAGCCCAUUUUUUGCAAUCCAGAAUUCGCGAACAUCGUUCAGAACUACCGAUCGAGUUUAUUCGCAAACAGUACAUGUGGAUCAGCUCUGAAAGAAGAAAAAGUAUGUCCAGUAUUUUUCUCUGUGAAUACAGUCGGAGCUCUGGACUCUCCAACGCCUCCAUACAACAAAGCAGAGUGUGAGCUCUGUGAUUCCCGAAGUGUAGUCGACGACCGCCAGCAUCCCGUGGAACAUAUAACCAAGUCCACUUACUUCGGAUCCGGAAACCAACUUUGCUGGAUGUCACAACCAGGAGAGUCAAAGCCUGUUAUGGUUGAAAUUGAUUUUGGAAAACUGAUGGAUGCUUUGUACAUAGUGCUUCGUUUCUGCAACGAACCAGCGACUGAUAUUACAAUUCUGAAGACGAGUGACUUCGGAGCUACGUGGUACCCGAUACACUUCAUAAACGAAAACUGCCUGUCUGCGAAAGGUAUAGACCCGGAUGCGGAUGUGAUCCGAAAUGAACCUUCAUGCGGACCUCUGCAAAAGCAACAGAGUCAACUGUUGGGACUCUACAGCGCGGCGCACAAUCAGAGGAAUUAUGACGAUUCUGAGUUGCAAAGUCGUAAACUGGCGACAGGGUUCCGAGUUCUGUUCAAUGGGUACGCACCUGAAACUUCAGUCGAUCAAGCGUACCAGUUUUACUCCCUCGCCAGUAUGGAAGUGGGCGGACAAUGUCAAUGCAACGGGCACGCGAAUCUUUGCGACAGCGAUGGAACUAAAACAAGAUGUGAGUGUCAGCAUAAUACAUACGGAAACGAUUGUGAAUCAUGUCACCCGUUUUACCAGGACCUCCCAUGGCGUGCAGCAAUUCCUAACGAGGGCUUCGAGUGCAAGAAGUGCUCGUGCAGUGGCCACUCGGACGAAUGCUAUUUUGACCAAGAUGUUUUCGACCGCAGUGGAGGCGUGAGCGGGGGAGUCUGUUUGAAUUGCAAGCACAACACCAAGGGAAGGUUCUGUCACCAGUGCGCUGAAGGGUUCUAUAGGACUCCGAAUACCCCAAUUGACAGUCCAGAUGCAUGCUCACCCUGUGAUUGUCACCCCGCUGGAAGUUCUUACAUCGACAGAUGCGAUCCGAUUACAGGAAAUUGUAUGUGUAAACAAAACGUGAGAGGACGAAACUGCGCGACGUGCGAAGAUGGGUACAGGAUCUCGGACGAUAACGACAUGCCUUGUGUGAAAAAUACUUACCGGCCGAAACCGGAACAGGAGAUCCACCCACCCUUCAGUCCCCCGAUCUGGAAACCAGCGGAACCCGCAGAAGCUGGGAUGCUUGCAGACAGUCCUCAAGAGUGUUUGUCCGAGAAGAAUAAAGUGCUGAAGUAUGACGCGUUUUGCAAGUAUGAUGUCGUAAUCAAAGUGUCGGUCGGGGAUAUUGCAGAGAAAACAAGCAACGGAGGGAGCUACAUGUUUGAGUUGAAUGUCCUGGAUCACAUGUACAGUACCUUCGGAGGCCAAAGGUUACCGCCUACGAUUCUAGUGAGUGUUCCUACUGAGCUCGUUUCGUCAUGUAUCUCCUUCCACGACAAGAAUCACAAUUAUUACGUGUUCGCGGGUGAUUGGCUGAAACUUAUGAGCAAGGAGUCCAUGGUGUAUCCACUUACUGGCAGUGAUAUCGUGUUGAAAGCGAAGGGCAGUCUGGACAAUAAAGUGAAAAGAUUCAGAACUAGGAAGUUGAAGGGGAAGAAAUGCAAGUAAUCUGAAGUCGAACUUCCUCGCCACUAUUUGAAGAAUUCAAUCAAUUUCAAUGGAAUCACAAUUU